CACAAAUGACCUUUUUUUGUUGCCGAUAUGACACCCCUUACUUUCCUUUGUUUGCACGGUUUACUUUUCCCUUUUUAUCCGAUAUCUGAAUGAUGCCAUUGGACUCUUGGUUUGUAUUUAAAUAAAGAUUACAUUUGUUUUUUUGUUUUUUUUUUACAACAGAAAGCCUAUCUUUUUUAUUUAUUGGAAACUGUUUGCCGCGAUGUAAAUGUAAGUGUAAGAGUAGCAUUUGUGUAGUUCAGUGAAAUUGUGAUACUGGUAAAUAAGUAGCAGUGACACUUUGAUAAAUAUGAAGCAAUUGCAGUGCAAUGAGACCCGUGAAUGUAUGGCUGGCAAGCUUUUGCAGGCUACCUGCCAGGAUAUAAGAGCAGGUCUUGUUCACAGAACACCAGAGUGAGGAGGAGCUCUCAUCUGCAGGUUUGCGCUCACAUUCUUUUCAUCGUCUCUCUCACCCAGAUUGCUAUGAUUCAGUGAGCCUUUUGAAUCAUUUCAUUUUAAUAGUUUGUCGUCAGGUCCGUUGUCUUCGACAUCUGAAUUCCUCUCUAAAAUGCUGACUGGGGGUGUAGUUUUGUGUGCCAUUGCGGCACUGGCUACAGCUCAAGCAGAUUGUCCACCUGCCUGGACCGAAUACAACAAGCGGUGUUUCUACUACGAUGCGACAGUCAAGACCUGGGUUGAGGCUCAGGCACAUUGCCAGUUGUUCGGAGGGAACCUUGCAUCUGUACACAGUGACGAUGAAAAUGCAUUCAUUCGGACGCUAACCCAGGGAACUACGUGGCUUGGAGGCUCAAAUUGCCAAACGACGGGAGCUUGGCUCUGGAUGGACGGUACACAGAUGCUGUUCAGAUUUUGGUGUCCACUAAAACCAGACAAUGACCUGACACAGUGCUGUCUACAGACGAACACUGGCGUAAACAAAUGCUGGGAUGAUGUGCCCUGUAGCGCUGCCCUUCCGUUUGUGUGUGCAAGGCCUCUUUAGGGAUUCCAGGUAUGUACAUCCAGCCCGACUCUUGUUCGAGGAAAUAACGUCUCAGUAACACACAAACAGGCCUUUGAUGGCGUUGAAAGAAAGGAAGGAUCGAGGCUGAAGCUCAACAUGCUGCGAUGAGACGUGUAGCAGGGAUUUUUUGUUUCCACUUGAUGUUGCUCAUGUUAAAUAUAAUUCCACGCACACUCCAGUUACAUUCGCAAGAAGAGUACAACGAUUGAUGGAAUGAAUUAUACGAGUUCAGGCGUAGUCAAGGGUUUUAUUGCUCGAUAAUCGUAUCGUGGGGGAAAGAUUGUAUCAGGUCGCAGGCGCAUCUGUGUUUGUUUGCAGGAGGAAAACGCAACGGAUGAGAGCAGUUGCGACCUGUGCUCGCACAGGAUGCGGUGACGUCACCGGAAGACACGCCCGUGGAGGCAAAGGAGACCAGAUCGGAGAGGAAAGCAAGACCAGGAUCCGAACCCGUUGCAGACUCCAGACUCUUACUUUUGCUAUACCUUAAUUAUACAUUUUGUAAUUGUUAGUUCAUAAAUCGAGGACCGUGAAUCCAAAAUCUGAGCAAGAUCUGGAGUCAUGUUGGACUACAUGGACACGCAUCGCCCCUUCAGAUUUAGAUUGUCAUCUCCGUUUUUAGCUUACACAGAAACGAGAUGGAACUGAUUCAUCAUUUCAUGUUAUGCACUUAACAGUAUGAUAUGAGUAAAAAAAUAAAAUGAAAAAUCUGAAGCUCUAA
Phyllopteryx taeniolatus (common seadragon) is the source of this 1718-nucleotide messenger RNA. Its product is annotated as type-2 ice-structuring protein-like. NCBI's taxonomy places the organism in Eukaryota, Metazoa, Chordata, Actinopteri, Syngnathiformes, Syngnathidae. The record is from RefSeq and is a predicted model, not a curated record. Bases 548 to 979 code for a protein of 143 amino acids. The transcript has 5 exons. Gene Ontology annotation, molecular function: signaling receptor activity.